AUGGCUCCCCAGCAAGACGGUUGGGAAAAAGAAGAACGGGGCCCGCCGCCAUGGGUUCCCCAGGACUUUGAUGUGACAAUUGUCACUACGAUAAGUUCAUAUUCGCAAACGUUCGCGGAAGAAAGUGAGCCUACAUCCAUGGCUUUUCAGACGCAGUCUCUCGACGACAACGAUACUCAGACAAGACGUCGCCCCAGCACACGGCCUGAUGGAUACCCUUCAACUCUGCCUUGGCCUCCAUAUGGAUACGGAGGCCACACUGCCACGACGAACCCUUGGGAAAUGUCUAUUUCGAAAACAGCAGUCCUUUCACAAACACCGUAUCCCGAGUUGGACUCGACUCUGUUAUUGUCAAUAACCAAUGCUUUUCCAACAACGACUGGAGCACCAUCUUCAACCAUUGGCUCGUAUGGCGGUCGGCCCUCUGGAUGGGAGUGGUCUCAAGAGGGUCCCAACAAGGCGCCAGUGUAUGCUGCAGCAGCUAUAGUGCCCAUCAUAAUCCUUGUGAUGAUUGGAGCAGUAACUCUAGUGUGUCUGCGUAGGCGCAAGAAGCGCAGGGCAGAAGCUGCUGCGCAGGAAAUGAAGUUGGAGCCAGACUCGCCCACGAUACGGCCUCAUAUGGCACCAUUACCUGCGCCGGUACCAGCAGUGGCUGUAUCACAACAUUACACUGCGCCGCCAGCCCAUCUCCCGCCCACAUCUAGCUGGAAUCAACCCCAGCCCAUAAUCAUAGGUCCCAUUGUAUCCUCUUCCAACGGCGCCUACCUCACCGGCAUGGAUACCUCGGACAUGGUCUCCAUCACCUCCAACAACCGCAUGUCCGUCGACCCCUUCUCCGACAGCUACAGCCUGUCAGGACCGCCACCGCCCUACCGACCCAGCAGCGUGCCUCCGCCGAGCUUCACGAGCAACUCUCGACACAGCAGUGUUCGUCUCCCUGCUAGCCCUGUGUGCUUGGCGCGCUCGCCGUUUGAUGAUCCGGAGGACAGCAUGUCGUUUAUGGAGGAUGGGGAGGUUCAGGGUGAGCGGUAUGUUAGGGCGUAUACUACAAGGUGA
Bipolaris victoriae FI3 is the source of this 1056-nucleotide messenger RNA. RefSeq lists its product as hypothetical. The coding region runs from base 1 to 1056 and encodes 351 amino acids. The record is from RefSeq and is a predicted model, not a curated record. The transcript has a single exon. NCBI's taxonomy places the organism in Eukaryota, Fungi, Ascomycota, Dothideomycetes, Pleosporales, Pleosporaceae.